AUGGCUACUAUCCGUAUUGCUGAUGAGGUUCAUCCUAAAAAUGAGCUACAGGGCAAAGAAGGGCGGCUUGCCGACUCGACGUCGAUCUACGCCCACGAUGAUGGCAUUUACAACAUGCGCUCGAGGGGGUCUUCCCAUGACUUGAGCCUAUAUCGCUCAAGGUCACUGCAACGAGAUGAAGACCCCGGACUGCAAAAAGAAAGCGACUUCAAGGAGAAGCAGGUAUUCAGUGGCAAGAUGCUUCUCUGGCUUGCCUAUCAGUCGAUUGGAGUCAUUUACGGAGAUAUUGGUACCAGUCCUCUUUACGUUUACUCGUCGACCUUCACCUCUGCGCCGUCGAUUGAGGACCUCGUCGGCAUCUUGUCUCUGAUCAUCUGGUCUCUUAUCAUGAUGGUGACUGUGAAAUACAUUAUCAUCAUCUUGCAUGCAGAUAAUGAGGGCGAGGGAGGGACGUUCAGCACCUACUCCCUCCUCAGCCGCUAUAUGAAUAUCACGAAUCGCGAUCCACGAGAAGCUUCCCUGAUAAGGAUAAGGAGACAUGCAUCGGGCGAUCUCGAAAGUGCUGGACGUGUCAUGCGCAAAGGUCUCGAAACAAGUCGGUUGGCACGAGGCAUCCUGAAGACCAUGGGAGUUUUUGCCGUUUCUAUGGUUCUGUCCGACGGCGUCCUCACGCCCGCGCAGUCCGUCCUCGGAGCUGUUCAGGGUGCCCGGGUGGUCAAUCCUAAUAUCUCGAAAGGUGCUAUAAUCGGAAUCACUGACACCAUCCUCGUCCUCCUCUUCCUCAUUCAGCCUUUCGGUAUCACCAAGAUAACGUUUGCUUUCUCCCCCAUCGUCAUAAUAUGGCUUGGCUUUAAUGCCGUUUUCGGAAUUUACAACCUGGUUAAUUAUGAUGCUUCCGUCUUUCGGGCUUUCAAUCCUGGCUAUGCCUUCGAAUUUCUGAUCCAUCAUGGCGAACAUGGAUGGAGGAUGCUGGGCGGGGUUUUGCUGGCCUUCACCGGGGUCGAAGCGCUGUUCGCAGACCUGGGAGCCUUCAGCCGUAGAGCGAUUCAGCUCAGCUGGCUAUGCUAUACAUUUCCAUGUCUCCUUCUGGCCUACAUCGGCCAAGCGGCCUAUAUCAGCGUCCACCCAGAAGCAUAUUCGAAUGCAUUCUUCGAAGCUGCACCUCCGGGCACCAUCUACCCGUCCCUUAUUAUCGCCAUUCUUGCCGCAAUUGUUGCCUCGCAGGCUAUUAUUACUGCGACAUUCCAGCUUCUCCAUCAAGUCAUGAAGCUGUCAUAUUUUCCGCAACUUACAGUGAAACACACGUCAAAGAUAUUCCACGGCCAGCUCUACAUCCCUCUUGCGAAUUGGCUUCUCAUGGUUGGCACAAUCCUCGUGGCCUCAAUAUACAAUAACACGACCUCUCUCGGAAACGCCUAUGGUGUUUGCGUCAUGUUCGUCACAUUCUUCGACACAUGCAUGGUCUCGUUGACAGCCAUCUUCGUGUGGCGUUUCAGUCCAUAUCUCGUUUUGUUACCUUGGAUGACAAUUGCUUGCAUGGACGGCACCUUUCUUUCUUCAGCCCUCACCAAGGUACCGGAUGGGGCCUGGUUCACUCUUACACUAGCGUUUGUUUUGGGCAUGGUAUUUCUGCUCUGGCGCUUCGGAAAGGAGCAACAGUGGUUUGCUGAGGCAGGGGAUCGGUUCCCGACCUCCCAUUUCAUCAGGACGGGGGCUACUGGUCUCCAUCUGACCGAAAGAUUUCAUGGUACAGCCCUGAGUACCAUCAACGGAUUUGGCAUUUUCUUCGACAAGGGUGGUGAAACUACACCCAUCGUCUUCAGCCAAUUCGCCAUCAAACUCACCGCAAUGCCUGAAGUGUCGGUAUUCUUCCACCUCCGCCCGUUGGAGACGCCUUUCGUGCCACCAUCUGAGCGACACACAAUCUCGAGACUAGCUAUCCCGCACUGCUACCGUUUGGUGGUGAGAUAUGGCUACAACGAUGAAGUCAUCACCCCCGACCUGGCCUUUGUCAUCUAUGAGCAGAUCCGAGCGUACAUCCUUUCCGAGAACAAAUCAAAACCGCAACUCGAUGGCAAUUCUGUGCUAGUGGGUGAUGACCUGGCCGUAGAAGACGCCGCGACGACAAGCAGCGAGACGGGCGUGGGCACAGACCCCGACGAAAAGUUUCCAGACCCACAAAAGGUAUACCAGCAGAACCGCGACUCGGAAAAGCAGACGGAAGCCCUUGCGCGGUUGGACCGCGCGUUUGCAUACAAGGUGAUGUACAUAAUGGGCAAGGAGCAGUUGACCAUCAAACACGGCACGAAUUACUUCCGACGGACGAUCUUGGCGCUGUUCCUGUGGAUGAAGGACAAUACGAGGACCAAAAUGUCGAACCUGAAGGUGCCGACGGAGAAACUCAUCGAGGUGGGCUUUUUGAAGGAGAUGUAG
This is a messenger RNA of Fonsecaea nubica, 2433 nucleotides long. Its product is annotated as potassium uptake protein. Gene Ontology annotation, biological process: potassium ion transmembrane transport. The record is from RefSeq and is a predicted model, not a curated record. The coding region runs from base 1 to 2433 and encodes 810 amino acids. Gene Ontology annotation, cellular component: membrane. Gene Ontology annotation, molecular function: potassium ion transmembrane transporter activity. The transcript is spliced from 3 exons. NCBI's taxonomy places the organism in Eukaryota, Fungi, Ascomycota, Eurotiomycetes, Chaetothyriales, Herpotrichiellaceae.